GUAACAUUACUACGUGAAGAUUAGUCACGCACGAGUUUCCGAGCUAGCAAAAUGGAUCAAUCGCCUAGGGACCUAAUCGCCUUUAGAACUGAAGAUGAGAUGCUAGGUGAGUUUAAAGAAUGUUUCGAAAAACCAAAAACAGUACUUGAUUAUAAUUUGGAAUAUGACUUUCCAAUUAAACAAGAGCCAAUUGAGAGUCAAGAAUAUCCAAUAACAGAACUUAAUAACAAUUUAGAAUCUGACUUUCUAAUUAAACAAGAGCCAAGUGAGUUUCAAGAAUGUAACGAAAACCAAAUAACAGUACAUGAUUAUAAUUUUGAAUGUGACUUUUCAAUGAAACAAGAGCCAAGUGAGCAGGACAAUAUGGAAAUUAAAGAGGAAAUUAACGACGAUUUCGAUUAUCAUGACAUAUAUGGCAAUAAAGAUUCAAGCCCGCUUCCAGAGUACGACGAGGAGAAUGAAGAAACAAGUGAGCUUAUGGAGAACAUUGAGAAUCAAGAAACAAGUGAGCUUAUAGAGUACGUUGAGAAUCAAGAAACAAGUGAGCUCAUAGAGUACGAUAAGAAUCAAGAAACAGAACUCAAUGGCGAAGAUCCAUCCUCGGACGACAGCAGACCGAUGGACCCGAUGGAUGGCACGAACGAGGAUCAGCCGAUAGCCACGAGUUGUGCCAACAACAACAACGAUAACAGCAACGACAACAACGAUAACAGCAAAAACAAUAGCAGCGCGAGGACAAAGAUCCCCCUGUGGCAGUUCUUCCACGAGCUGCUGGACAACCCCGAGCUCUACGGCAAGUGCACCCGGUGGGUCGAUCGAAGCCUGGGCGUCUUCAAGAUCGAGGACACGGUGAAAGUGGCGGGGCUCUGGGGUUUGCUAAGGAAAUGCCCGAUGGAUUACGACAAGCUAAGCAGUUUCAUGGAUCGGUACUACAAGAAAAAAAUCAUAAAGAUCGACCCGAGCGGCGAGUUCGGCCCGGAUGUCUUCCAGUUUAGCUCUUGCUAUCUCGAAUGAACGGUGCGGCCGUUGUGUUUUUAUACUUUUAGAUAUAUGUCGUGAUUCGUGCUGUAGAUUAUAUAAAGAUAUACGUAUGGAGAUGCUUACGUAUGUGCGAUUUGUGUCCUUUAAUUGCGGAUAAAACUUUUGGAGUCGAUCUCCUUCGAAUCAUUAUAAAACGACUGCGAAUGGUGCCGAUCUUUUUUGAAUUUAUACCGAAAGAAGACCGCGACAUAUUGAUCUAAUGUAUUUUUAAAAGACUAAUCUAUACAUUUUUACAUCGUGAUAUUGUAAUAAAUUGUAAAAAAAAAUCAAUAAAUUCUCCGAGAAAAUCGGAAAGAAUGCUUAA
Molecule: messenger RNA, 1345 nt
Organism: Trichogramma pretiosum
Lineage: Eukaryota; Metazoa; Arthropoda; Insecta; Hymenoptera; Trichogrammatidae
Product: suppressor of Mek1-like
Exons: 3
Coding region: 52-1014 (320 amino acids)
Biological process (GO): regulation of transcription by RNA polymerase II; cell differentiation
Cellular component (GO): nucleus
Molecular function (GO): sequence-specific DNA binding; DNA-binding transcription factor activity, RNA polymerase II-specific
Source: RefSeq, a predicted model, not a curated record